Musa acuminata subsp. malaccensis (wild Malaysian banana) is the source of this 1303-nucleotide messenger RNA. RefSeq lists its product as uncharacterized. The record is from RefSeq and is a predicted model, not a curated record. NCBI's taxonomy places the organism in Eukaryota, Viridiplantae, Streptophyta, Magnoliopsida, Zingiberales, Musaceae.
UCUAUAUAUAUGUAUUGUCAUCAAGACUGAUAUUAAACCACACCCAGUGUCGCAGCGGGAAGAGAUCCAAGCAAGGCAGCGGACAGAAGCAGGCGGUCGCUGCAGAUAUGCCAAGCCACGAGAUGGACGCGAAGACCGACUCCGAGGUGACGAGCAACGCCACGUCGUCCCCGGCUCGGCCGGUUUACUACGUGCAGAGCCCGUCGCGCGACUCCCACGACGGCGAGAAGACGACGACGACGACGACGUCCUUCAACUCCAGCCCGGCGCUGUCCCCGCCACGCUCCCACUCCUCCGUCGGCCGCCAUUCCCGGGAGUCGUCCUCGAGCCGGUUCUCGGGAUCGCUGAAGCCGGCCGGGGCCAGGAAGAUCUCGCCCCACGACGGGGGCGGAAGGGGCAGUCGCCGUCGAGGCGGCAAGACGUGGAAGGAAUGCGCGGUGAUCGAGGAGGAGGGACUGCUUGACGGCGAGGAGGACGACGCGGGCGUUCCUCGUAGGUGUUACAUCCUCGGCUUCGUCCUCGCCUUCUUCCUCCUCUUCUCCUUCUUCGCCUUGAUUCUUUGGGGCGCGAGCCGCAACCAAAGGCCUCGUAUCAUCAUGAAGAGCAUCACAUUCGACAACUUCAUCAUCCAAGCCGGCACCGACGCGUCGCUGGUGCCGACCGACAUGGCCACCCUGAACUCGACCCUCAAGUUCACGUACCGUAACACCGGCAGCUUCUUCGGCGUCCACGUGACCUCCACCCCCAUAGAUCUCAACUACUACCAACUCACAUUGGCUUCCGGAAACAUGAACGACUUCUACCAAUCAAGGAAGAGCAAGAGGGACCUCAGAGUGGUGGUGAAAGGGCACCAGGUUCCUCUCUACGGCGGUGGUUCAAGCCUUAGCAGCUCGGAGGGGAAGACGAGCGGGCCCGUGGGGAUGACCCUCGGCUUCACGGUCAGAUCACGAGCUUAUGUGCUGGGAAAGCUCGUCAAGCCCAAGUUCUACAGCAACGUGCAGUGCUCAGUCACCAUGGACCAGACCAAGCUCAGCACUCCAGUCUCCCUAAAGAACUCUUGCCGGUACAGUUAAUAAUGAGGAGACAUCAGAGGCUGCAAAAUGAAGAGAAGACUCCGUGGCUCAUUCACUCGAGUAAUAUUACUUUGUUCUCUUUCUUUGAGCUGUCAAGCUCUCAGAGAUCUGAGCGCGCAUUUACUCAUCUGCUCGAUCUGUCUCUCUCCCCAUUUUCCCAAACGAGAAGACAGCUAUGGAACUUGUGUUGUUCGAAGUGCUAUGGAGUUGAGAGUUUAGCUUCAUUCUUA